AUGGAAAUAGUUAACUCAGUAACUCGUUUGAAGGUAACUCAUAUUUUCUUGAUUUCCAUUUUUUUCACAAAUUUUUACUGGUUUAAUAUUGGAGCUGAAUCUCCCAAAGAGCUUUUCAAAGGAUUUAAAGCAACCCCAGAUUCUCAUAUUUCAAAUUUUCAACCUCUACUUACUGAUUCUACUGGUAAUUACUCACUGAGUUUUCUCCGAGUUGAAAAAGAUCAACUCACUCUUUCUAUUAUUCAUGUUCCAUCUUCUGAGUCAAUAUGGGUUGCUAACUUGACCCGUUUAGCAAGAUGGGCUGACUCGACUGAGUUGUUCUUCAAUGGCAGUCUUGUGUUGUCGGAUUCUCGUUUAGGGGUAUUUUGGUCUACUCAUACUAAUGGACACCGUGUUUGGCUUUCAAAUACAUCAAAUUUGCAAGUUCAAAAGGUUGAUAGUGGAAUGAGGUUAAGUUCUGUUUUGUGGCAAAGUUUUGAUUUUCCCUCAGAUACCCUUGUGGAAAAUCAAAAUUUUACAAGUAAAAUGACUUUGGUUUCGUCCAAUGGGCUUUAUUCCAUGAGUUUGGGCUUUGAUUUUUUCGGGUUGUAUGCAAAAUUCAAGAACGAAUCGGGUCCGGGUCCGGGUCGGAUCUAUUGGAAGCACAAGGCAUUAGAAGCUAAAGCAGAUGUUAUUGAAGGUCAAGGACCAAUUUAUGCUGUAUUAAAGUCAGAUGGUUUUUUUGGUAUGUACCAAAAUGAGUCAGUUCCUGUUGAUGUAGAAUCUUUUAACAGUUUUCAACAACCCGUAUCCGGUGUUCGUCGGAUCCGGGUCGAACCGGAUGGGAAUUUGAAAGGAUAUUUUUGGGCCGGGUCAAGUUGGAUAUUGGACUACCAAGCAAUAAAGGAGACAUGUGAAUUGCCUAAUCCUUGUGGUAUAUAUGGACUUUGUCGACCGGGCAAAGGUUGUUCUUGUCUAGACAAUAGCACGGAUUACAACUCCGGCAAGUGUGUCUCGCCGGAAAAUCAAGAUUCCGGCGACUUUUGUGGGGUUUAUGAUCAUAAAAAGUACAAGGGCUUUUCAAGAAAUGGUGUUGAAUUGCCUAACAAGGAGUUAAUGACUUACCAAAAAAUGGCUUCUUUUCAAGAAUGUCAAAGUACAUGUGAAGGAAAUUGUACAUGUUGGGGUGUGGUGUAUACUAAUACAUCUGGAUUUUGCUACAUACUAGACUACCCCAUACAAAGUUUAGUAGGAGUAGGGGAUGAAACCAAAAUGGGGUUUUUCAAAGUGAGGGAAGGUGUUGGGAAAGAUAAGGUGGAGGUGGGGUUAGGGAUAGGGAUAGGGUUAUUAUGUGGGGCCAUCUUGGUAUUUGGUGGGGUCAUAGGGUUAGGGUUGUAUAGAUAUAGGAAAAGAAAAAGAGGAGUGAGUGGGUAUGUAGAAGAAGAUGGAAUGGUAGUUGGACCAUAUAAGGAAAUGGGAAAUGCAAGUUUUAGGUCAAUUGAACUAAGUGAAAGAUGA
Nicotiana attenuata is the source of this 1497-nucleotide messenger RNA. Its product is annotated as PAN domain-containing protein At5g03700-like. NCBI's taxonomy places the organism in Eukaryota, Viridiplantae, Streptophyta, Magnoliopsida, Solanales, Solanaceae. The transcript has a single exon. The record is from RefSeq and is a predicted model, not a curated record. Gene Ontology annotation, biological process: recognition of pollen. The coding region runs from base 1 to 1497 and encodes 498 amino acids.